UGUCCCAGGAGGACUCUUCAGUGUCAGUCUACCACAGGUCCACUAUCUGUCACCGGUCUACACACCACCAGACCACGCCUCCUCACUGGCCAAUCACAACCCCCCACAGACCUACACACCACCAGACCACUCCUCCUCACUGGCCAAUCACAACCCCCCACAGACCUACACACCACCAGACCACGCCUCCUCACUGGCCAAUCACAACCCCCCACAGACCUACACACCACCAGACCACUCCUGCUCACUGGCCAAUCACAACCCCCCACAGACCUACACACCACCAGACCUCUACUCCUCACUGGCCAAUCACAACCCCCCACAGACCUACACACCACCAGACCACGUCUCCUCACUGGCCAAUCACAACCCCCCACAGACCUACACACCACCAGACCACUCCUCCUCACUGGCCUCUCACUACCCCUCAUGGACCUCUUCUUCAUCUCCUCCUCACCAGCUUUCUACCCCCAACUGUCUGGUGUUUAACACUUACCCCAGUCUGGUGUUUAACCCUUACCCCAGUCUGGUGGUGUUCCACCCUUACCCCAGUCUGGUGUUCCACCCUUACCCCAGUCUGGUGUUUAACCCUUACCCCAGUCUGGUGGUGUUCCAUCCUUACCCCAGUCUGGUGUUCCACCCUUACCCCAGUCUGGUGUUCCACCCUUACCCCAGUCUGGUGUUCCACCCUUACCCCAGUCUGGUGUUUAACCCUUACCCCAGUCUGGUGUUCCACCCUUACCCCAGUCUGGUGUUUAACCCUUACCCCAGUCUGGUGUUUAACCCUUACCCCAGUCUGGUGUUCAACCCUUACCCCAGUCUGGUGUUUAACCCUUACCCCAGUCUGGUGUUCCACCCUUACCCCAGUCUGGUGUUCCACCCUUACCCCAGUCUGGUGUUUAACCCUUACCCCAGUCUGGUGGUGUUCCACCCUUACCCCAGUCUGGUGUUUAACCCUUACCCCAGUCUGGUGUUUAACCCUUACCCCAGUCUGGUGUUUAACCCUUACCCCAGUCUGGUGUUUAACCCUUACCCCAGUCUGGUGUUCCAUCCUUACCCCAGUCUGGUGUUUAACCCUUACCCCAGUCUGGUGUUCAUUCCUUACCCCAGUCUGGGGCCCUAA
Molecule: messenger RNA, 1123 nt
Organism: Oncorhynchus gorbuscha (pink salmon)
Lineage: Eukaryota; Metazoa; Chordata; Actinopteri; Salmoniformes; Salmonidae
Product: extensin-2-like
Exons: 2
Source: RefSeq, a predicted model, not a curated record